AAAAAUAGCCAUAGAGGCACCCCAACUUAAAGAGACGACAGCGACACUGAGACCUGGCAGUCUUCCAACCACCAAUCGGAAUUGGAUUCAGCCCAAAUGUCUGUGAGUUUCUUAGCCAAUUGGAGCAUUAGGGGCGGGUCUAAGAGAAGCACACACGGUGCCCACUCACAGGGAAGGAAAAGGAGGUUGCAUUAUGUCAUCAGACAGAGCUAAAGCGUCCGUCUUUGGUAAAGGGAUCGCUUUCGACCCCUGCCAGUUGCAAGACCCAUGGGAAAACAGAGAAAAGAAGAUCAGUGAGAAGGCACAGCCACAAAAGAGAGUUUUGAAUGGACGUAUUAAAGAGGCCAAAAAAAAUGCAUCAACAUCAUUGACAAAAAUUGGGAAGGUCAGAAGGAUGGUAUAUUGCCCUUUACUGAAAAGAUUUAGGCUUGAACCUCCACUAGACGCACCUCCGCCACCACCUCCACCACCCCCGCCACCCAAAAAAACACCUCAACGGGUGACUCCCAAGCCAGUGGUGAAGAAGCCCGCCCCACCCGAAGUACCACCUCCAUUGCCCAAAGUAAUUCUAUCUUACAAAGAUGUUCUAAGACGGUCUGAGUUAAAAUGGUGGAGGGGUGUUAGGGAUAGAGAACUACCGAUUGGUCCAGGUGAAUGGUCCAAGCCCUUUAAAUGUCGACCACUGCUGCUCAGUCAAACUCUUUACAACCAAACUAUUUGCUGGCAGCAGGGAUGGUCAAAUUUAAGCCGGGAACCAAGUAAUAAACCUUUGAAAAUUAAAUAUUGGCCUGACAAAGUAAACCGUAAAAAGUGGAGGGAUUCGUGGAAGAUGUCUAAGCCAUUAUCAAAACAGUGCACAGACAACAAGAGGAUUGCAGAAAAAUUAAGAGAGUGGCAGAAUCGCUUGGCAAUGAGAAGAAAUAGUUCUACUAAGGCAGCAGAAAAGAUAUUGAAAGGCAGUGAAAUGUCUGAAAUGGCAACUCCUCUUAAGUUAGUUAAGCCUGAGUCACCCAAAUCCCCAACACUAGUCAAGAAACAUGAAUCACGUCUUCUGUCAAUGAUGGAGAGGAAUGAUCCAGAGGAAAAUAAACCCAUCAAAAACAGGAGUGUACAUUCUCCAAUCCUACAACCAGAGAAGGUCAGCACACCCAAAAACACACAGCCUUUAUCCCCACAACCAGGAGAGAAUAAGCCUAUCACAACAAUUAAUGCACAGCCUCUAUCCCCACAACCAGGGGAAAAUAGGCCUGGCACAAUGAUAAAUGUACAGCCUCUUUCCACAAAAUCAGAGGAGUACAGGCCCAUCACACCCAUAAGUACACAGCCUCUAUUUCCCCAACCAGAGGAGAAUAGCCCCACCACUCCAAUAAGUACACAGCCUCUAUUUCCCCAACCAGAGGAGAAUAGCCCCACCACACCCGUAAGUACACAGCCUCUAUUUCCCCAACCAGAGGAGAAUAGCCCCACCACACCCAUAAGUACACAGCCUCUAUUUCCCCAACCAGAGGAGAAUAGCCCCAUCACACCCGUAAGUACACAGCCUCUAUUUCCCCAACCAGAGGAGAAUAGCCCCAUCACACCCAUAAGUACACAGCCUCUAUUUCCCCAACCAGAAGAGAAUAGCCCCAUCACACCCAUAAGUACACAGCCUCUAUUUCCCCAACCAGAGGAGAAUAGCACCAUCACACCCGUAAGUACACAGGCUCUAUUUCCCAAACCAGAGGAGAAUAGCCCCAUCACAUCCAUAAGUACACAGCCUCUAUUUCCCCAAACAGAGGAGAAUAGCCCCAUCACACUCAUAAGUACACAGCCUCUAUUUCCCCAACCAGAGGAGAAGAAGCUGCAUACCAGGAUACUGUCACCUCCUCAGGAUGACACAGUAAAUAUUCCAUUGUGUAAGAAAGUUUGGAGACCAGCCGAGCCGUCAUUCAAAUGCCAAACAGAGAACCAGAUGAUAAGAAAAGAAACAGGAAAGAAAAGGAUGGAUGAUUACAAUCCUGGUUCCAGAAACAUUGUAGUCAGCUUACACAAUGGGGCUGAAACUGAUGCAGCACCUUUGGAGGCCAGGUUUAAUGAUCAGGGCAAGGUGGUACUUUCAGCCAGACAAUGCUACAAGAAUCAAGAACCACCCAAGAAUUUGCUGCUUGAUUCCCAAAAAAAAACUUCAGUUUUGUCAGACGUACUUGAUCUGGAUGAAUGGUCAGAAUCCUGGAGGACUCAGCCAGUAUUGUUGAACAUUAACAAGCAAUCUUUUCUGGAGACUUGGGAGAAUAAAUGGCCUGAAUUCAUGGAUGAACCAAGUGAUAAACUGCUAAAUGCUAAGACUUUGGAUGACGAUGUCAAUCUUGUAGAAUGGGAGGAUGCUUGGAAGACCCCAAAACGGGUCACAGAGGACUUCACGAUGACAGAAACUGCAAAGUCCAACAGCUUGCCAGGUUGGAGAGAAGCUAGGAGGCUCUCAGAUGAAAAUGUUUCAAACAAUCCCCCGGCUUUGAAGGACUGGCGUGAGUCAUGGAGUUUCUGCCAAGAACACCGCUGGUGGAAGGUUUCCAUGGACUCUCAUAUGUCAAAACAACUUUUUUACCAUCUGAGGAAAAAGGGCGGAGGGCUGUUUUUGUUUUGUUUUUUGUUGUUGUUUGUUUGUUUUCUUGGAUACAAUACAGAAUGGCGACCAUAAAAAACAAUUAUGACAGAAUAUUGUGACAAAGCAGGACAUGACAAACUUGCAAAAAGUAUAGAACAAUAAGUCAACAAAAACCUACAUGUUUUGAAUAUGACAUAAACAAAUGACAAACAAAACAGUAAUUUCAUGUAAUUUUUUAAACCAAAUUUAACGAAAACGGUUUACAGCAUGUUACAGGAAGUGUAAGAAAGGAAAGUAAAGUAAAGAAAGGAAUGUAAAGAAUAAGAAAGCAAAUUCACAGAAAUGAAAGAAAAAGAAGUGUAAGAAUAGCAAAGAACUAAAAAGAACCACAGAGGGAAGAAGGUCUGGGAAAAAGGGAACAUCUUUUGGUAGGAACAUUAUUAAGUUAUUUAUGCAGAUGGGAUUAGGUUGGAGAGGAUUGUGGACUAGGUGGCCCUUGUAAUGUCUUUGCCAGCAGAUCAAAAUGAUUAUGAUCUUUGUUCUAUCAGUAGCUGUUUGGAUGAGACAACCCCCAAAUUGUCCUUAGGGCUGGACUGUCCGAGAUGAGCUGAAGCUACUAUCCUGCAAGUCUCCAGCAAUCCAAACUACCAAGAACCAUCCUUUUCAGAUAUGUAGUGCUUCUUUUUAGAAUAUGUGUGUCACAUUUGAUUAUUUACAAAAAAGGAUGUAAAGGGUAAAGCUGCUGUUAUUGAGAUAGUUAUGGUAUGCCACUUAAUGUUCCAGUUGGAACUUGUAAGCUUGUUCAAUUGGCUAACUGAUCAUCAAGUGCGCAUAUCUCCACAUUUCCUAUUUCUGACUAGCAGAUGGAAGUGUGUAGUUACAUUAAAUGUGAAUGGCUCCUAUUAGUCUGUCUGAACUGAUUCUUUGUGUUCUGUCUUAAUUGAUUGCAGGUGUGACCUCGGAGCAUGCACCUCCUCCUGUUAUCUUAAAAUGGCUGCAUUUCCCGCAAGCCAGGAAGAGGGAACGAGAACUGCUGCUAUCUCCAAGUCCUCAGACUAGAGCAUAACUUUUGACCAAUGUCCUAGUCGCAAUUGUUGUACAUAGUCUGUGUCUUUGUGCUAAUGUGUUAAUUGUACAAGUCAUCUGAUAUGUGUCUCUGUGGACUUGGAGAAAGCCAGCAAAGGUAAUUUAUUGUUUUUUGUUUGUGGACAUUUCUUGCAUGUAGCACUUUAACAUUUUCCAGAAGUUUCUGAAAGAGAACCCAGUAGGUGUUGUGUUUUGCAUUUAAAACAGUUUGAAGUGUAUGCACUAUAAUUGCUAUGCUUUGAUAUGCUUGUAAUAGCAUUAAUCAAAUGUAAACACUGAAAUCUUGAGUGCCCUGUUUUUAGCAAAAAAGCACAAAACUUAAUGCUGUUUGAAGUUUACUGUUUUUUUUUUUAAUAAUCUAUAGACAUUUUAAAUAAUCUAUAAAGAAAGUUAUUCCUGCUCACGAUAGCUUGGAAUCCCUCCAUCCCCCCAUGAACCUUGAUUACUCCUUUAAGCCACAGGGACACUAGGGGAUCAAUAUCAUAGUGUAUCAAAAAAGAAGGAACCAUUGCCUGAUUUGAGGAAAUCUAUAACAUUUCCUAAAAAUGACCAUAUAUGUCCACAUAUCUGAAAGCCAACCAUUUAAAAAAAUUUAUAAUAAUAAUUAAUGACCCCAGAGCUCUCACCCUCAAUCAGGACUUUUUGUAAAAUAAUACUUGCAAUAAAAAUAAUAAAUAAAUUAAUAAUUUCUUAUGGCACUUGCUUGAGAAAGGGAACUUCCCUCCCUAUUGUUUGACAACGCGCAAACACUACAUCCCUACCAGAGCUCAUCAUAUUUAAACUUCUGGUCUUUUGGCCAUACCACCCCUAUAGGAAGAAUGCACCUACUCAAUCCACUCAAAGCCCUUCUCAAUCCUGUUACCCCAGUAGUGGAACCAACUUCCCAUUUAGGCUAGGAUAGAAAGGUCCCUUCCCAAUUUCUAAAUUUUCUAAUACUCUACCUUUAUAAAGCCUGAAAUCUAAAAUAACUCUUCCUUUUAUGAACUAAUGCUUGCUAUUGUUUUCUUUCUUCUAGCACUUUAUUGAUAGCUUCUUACAAUGUGCUUACUAUUACUGGGUUGUAGCACUUAGAUUUCUUAAUAUGAAUGCACCAAAUGUAAACUGCUCUGCAUCAAACAAAUUACUAAACUGUUAAAAUCUCUGAUAGGUGUUUCAACAUGUGUCCCACAUAAAGUGUACAGUAGCUCUAAAAAGUAGUCACCGCCUUGGACUUUUCUCAAUUUUUCUUUAUUGUGUUACAACAUGAAAUAAAAGUGUAAGAACUCCUAGAGACAGGUGUAUUUAACCUGAAAUCAUGUGAAACACACUGACUGCGCACUGGUGGAUUCCAUUCAAGUAAUUAUGGAGUUAUUAUAUAUACACACACAAUCCUCAACUGGACAAAUCUAUAACCUUUUCCCACAUACACACACAACCCUCAACUGGACUAAAUCUUGCACCUUACAUAUACUUUUCAGUAAUUAUUUUGUAAUUUAUUAAUGCAUAGUCUAUAAUUUCUAAGCCUAGUCUACUACUUUUCACUCCACUGUUCUUAUUUGUUUUAUUUCCCUUAUUCCUUUUGUAUAAAUUGUUGCACCAAUGGCCAGAACAAAUUCCAUGUUUAUUGUGAAACUUGGCAAUAAAAUUAGUUUCCUGAUUCUAUAUGACUUGAGACAAUUGGUAGCACCACAGCUUUUUCAGGUAUGUCAUAACAAACUGGGUGAAUACUUCUACAAUUAAUUAUUUUCUGUUAUUUGUUUCACUUUCACAUUAUAGGCUUUUUGCGUCGAUCAGUA
Esox lucius (northern pike) is the source of this 5445-nucleotide messenger RNA. RefSeq names its product titin. The coding region runs from base 194 to 2677 and encodes 827 amino acids. Lineage: Eukaryota; Metazoa; Chordata; Actinopteri; Esociformes; Esocidae. The record is from RefSeq and is a predicted model, not a curated record. The transcript is spliced from 4 exons.